AUGGAUUGUUUCUCUUCUCUUCCGCCCGAGAUCAAUGUGAUGAUCCUGCUUCACCUCAGGACCAGAUCAAACAUCAAACCGCUUCUCUCUGCAUCACCUAAAAUCCUUCAGCAUUAUCGCGAAUCGAAAGAGGACAUUAAAAGGGCUCACCUUCAAGCUGAGCCUCCUGGAGGCCUACUCCAAGAUGCUCUGGUCGUUGCAAAAUUCCCUUUGAAGAACCCAUAUAUCGAGGACUAUAUCACAAAGGCCACAUCAACCUAUCCGUCUCGCGCUUAUCUGUGUAUGCCAAGCCCUUAUUCCAAUGCCGACCAGCUGCAGUUUAGAGGCCAGCCCAUUGGCAUCGAUAUCCUCAGGGUAGAUGCGCUCAGAGACGUUGAAAGAAAGCGCCUAUUCCGAGCUUUUCUGAGAUAUGAGCUUGUAUCCAAGACACAUUAUCUCGAAGACUCGCUGGAGCUCAAGGUCAUUGACAAGUUAGUUGCCUCAGCUUUCAAGAGAUCGCCCGAAACAGUCACCGAGACAGGCAAGUUUAUUCCGGAUAACGGAUUACGGUCUCCUGAUAGUAUGUGGUUUUCAUCCAACGCAUACAUUAAAGAUGCAUUUAUCGACGGACUGAACACGGACGAACUUGCUUUCCUUGGAUUUGAUCUGAUGACUCGGCUGCUUAAUGCUCCCAGAGACGACAGGGGAUGUCCGAUGGGGUUGAUGGAGUGGCUUGCUAAGAUACCCAUGCGCCUAAGGCAAAAGGGUUGGACUCUUGGCCUGCGAAUGGAUUAUCUUUUCGGAGACGAAAUAUUUAACGGUGAGCCAAGUCACAGGCGCGGGGAGGAGUGGUCAGAGAUCGGUCAAACUUUAACCUCCCCAAUUUCAGUAGUCAUUGCGAUCUAUAGCGGAAAAUCUACCGACAAAGAGGGCAUGGACAUUGCUGGAUAG
Fusarium oxysporum Fo47 is the source of this 930-nucleotide messenger RNA. RefSeq lists its product as uncharacterized. The transcript is spliced from 4 exons. The record is from RefSeq and is a predicted model, not a curated record. Bases 1 to 930 code for a protein of 309 amino acids. NCBI's taxonomy places the organism in Eukaryota, Fungi, Ascomycota, Sordariomycetes, Hypocreales, Nectriaceae.